AUGGCGACUUCGCAAGAUAAUAGCAGAGGAGAUAACAAAUCAACGUAUGAUAAAAUCGAAGAAAAAUUAAAAGCUUGCUCUCAGUCGGAGGGCAAAUUUGAACAAGUUGAUGCAAUAACUUUCCAAGGUACUAGACAAUUCAUUCGCUCAAAUGCAAAAUUUGUGAACGAGUGUGCUGAGCCAAUUCCUAAAUUAUGCAAUAAGGACACUGGUGGGCUUAAGACUUUACAUAGCUGGUCCAGAGGUGUUUUUUGGGUUGUAAGUGGUGGUGGGCACAUAGACUACUGGCAACCACUCUAUAGGUCUGAGUCACCUCCUCAAGCUUUUUUAAUAUUGAUUUUGUGGUUGUAUCGGAAGUUUAAACCAUUGGUAGAUAAGGGGUUGCCAUCACAUGAACUGGAGGAGAAAAUGACAAAUACAAUAUUGGCCUAUGACAACAUGUGCCAUGUUGACGGACUGAAAGUUGCUGCAAAAAAGCUGCCCUUUUCACCCCCAUUAGAUAAAGUUUGGACAUCCGUCAUCAAGGUAAUUGACAAGUUGCACAUCUGUAAUCACAAGGAUGCUAAGUGUAAGACCGUAUACAAUCCAGAGGGAAAAGUACCAGAAGGUUUUAACACUAUGGCUGCAGAACAAACUUUUGCCUGGGGCAGUAGGCUUAAGCGAAUAAUAUGUGCCAUGCCUAGACUGCACCAGUUCUUCUACUUGCAUAGGGCUGUGAAACAUCGUAACAAGUACACAGAAAACUGUCACAAGUUAAGCAAAUGCCCUCUUCUUUCAAGGCAGUCUAAUCUCUAA
Molecule: messenger RNA, 795 nt
Organism: Stylophora pistillata
Lineage: Eukaryota; Metazoa; Cnidaria; Anthozoa; Scleractinia; Pocilloporidae
Source: RefSeq, a predicted model, not a curated record